GAACAUCUAAGUAAAAGACCGUCCAAUUUAAGAUGGUUCUCCUGGUCGAAAACGAGAUCAAGACAGGCGCCGUAAUCGACGCGUGGCGACACCUGAGCUUCUGGGCAAAGAAACUAAGCGAACUCUAGAUGGGAAGAUAGCUGGACUUCAGUCUGCUGAUGAUCUUAAAAAGGAAUCUGAAGAACUUCGAAAACAAGAAACAGAAAUGUUUGAAAGAUUGGACACGUCAAUAAGUGGAAGAUAUGCAACAACCACUUUUAGGCAAAAACAGGUGCGAAAAGGAAAAGAGAAGCCAGAAGAUAAGGAGAGAAAGGAACGAGAAGCUAAAAAACAAGCUGAAUUACAAGAAAAAUAUGACCUUUGGAAUAAAGGCGUGGCUCAAAUCGAGAGGCGUGAACAACAAAUGGAAGAGAUGGCGCGCGUGGCAGCGGAACCAUUAGCUCGCAUGGCAGACGAUAAGGAAAUGAAUAAGCAUUUAAAAGAGAUUAUUCAUGAGGAAGACCCAAUGGCGGCCAUGUUGCAGAGUAAAAAACGCGAAGAUGCCAUUGACCGUGGUGAGCUAGUCUACCCAACCUACCAAGGCGAAUGCCCACCUAAUCGUUUCGGAAUACGGCCGGGCUAUCGAUGGGAUGGAGUCGACCGUUCCAACGGAUUCGAGGCAAAACUAGCCCGAGCUAGAAAUGCGAAGAGUGCCCAAGAUAGGGAAUUCUAUCAAAAUAUCCAAUUGUAUGAAUGA
This is a messenger RNA of Angiostrongylus costaricensis, 736 nucleotides long. Lineage: Eukaryota; Metazoa; Nematoda; Chromadorea; Rhabditida; Metastrongylidae. The record is from the annotation of a GenBank genome assembly.